Molecule: messenger RNA, 6494 nt
Organism: Malaya genurostris
Lineage: Eukaryota; Metazoa; Arthropoda; Insecta; Diptera; Culicidae
Gene: Dp1
Product: vigilin
Exons: 4
Coding region: 153-3893 (1246 amino acids)
Cellular component (GO): nucleus; cytoplasm
Molecular function (GO): mRNA binding
Source: RefSeq, a predicted model, not a curated record
CAAACGGCAAACCAAGUGCAUUCAAGCUGGAGUCUCUAACGACGACCACUCACAACUAGACCCGGAUCUUUGGCUAUAUGCAGUACAUGGUACUGUAAAGACUUGCUACGAAUCAGGACUUUUCUUUUCAAGCAGUAAAACAAGCAGCAGUGAUGGAGGAUUCAGCAGUAGUUGAUCAACAGCCCACCAAUUCCGCGUACGAGCACCAUGUCGCCCAGGUAGCUCCGACCCCGUGCUACGAUGAUCUGUUUCCAGCCUUGCCGGAGAGCGCCCCGCCGCGCUUCAACAACCAAACGAUCCUGCCGGCAACGCAGAACAUGCGCGUCGGCAGUUCGGUUGUGACCCAGGUUUUCAUCGUGCCGUCCGGCGAGCGAAAGUACGACUCGGAUAAGUUUGGUGAGGGCGAAUCGUUGCGCACCUGUCAGAACAUCAUGAAGGAAACCAACGCCCACAUCGAGAUUUCGAGUGGCAAGGAUCAAUCGUUGACCUUCCUGGUAACUGGUAAGCCGAACGAGGUGAUCGAAGCUCGCCGCAAGAUUCUGGUACACUUCCAGACGCAGGCGAGCAAGUCGAUCAGCAUCCCGCGGGAGCAUCACCGCUGGAUUCUCGGCAAAAAGGGUGAAAGGUUGCGCGAACUGGAGAAGAUCACCGCUACUAAGAUCAUGGUACCGCGUAUCACCGAUGACUCGGACAUUAUUACCAUCUCCGGUACCAAGGAGGGCAUCGAGAAGGCGGAGCAUGAGAUUCGUAUCACUUCGGAUGAGCAAUCGCGUAAGGCGUUCGAGCGUAUCAACAUCCCGAAGAUCUACCAUCCGUUCAUCAUGGGGCCACAUAACGAAAAUGUUACCAAAAUGAUGGAUGAAACCGGUGCAAAGAUCAACAUACCACCAACGUCAGUGCAGAAGGACGAAAUUAUCAUCACUGGCGAGAAGGAGGGAGUUCUUGAGGCGAAGGCCCGCAUCGAAGCCAUCAGCAAGGAGAUGGAGAAAAAAUGCACCAGCGUCGGCGUUGAGGUUCCACGUGCUCAGCACAAGUACAUUGUUGGACCGAAAGGUGCUACCAUCCAGGAGAUUUUGGCGAUGACUGGCGUUUCGGUGGAAAUGCCAGCUAGCGAUGCCCCCAAUGAUACCAUCACGCUGCGUGGCCCGCAGGAUAAGCUCGGAAAUGCUCUGAGCGUCGUGUACCAGAAAGCGAACUCAGUUCGCACAACGACGCUGGAGUGUCCUCAGUGGAUUCAUAAGUACAUCAUUGGACGCGAAGGUGGUCAUAUCAAGGAGUUUACCGCCCAAUAUCCGAACGUACACGUUGAGUUCAAUGAGGAUAAAAUUAAAAUCGAAGGUCUUCCGGAGCAGGUGGAAACAUCCUCUGAGGCACUGGAGAAAAUAGUCAACGGGCUGACUGAGCGUCUCACCUUUACCGAGAUGGUAGUAGAUCCGAUUUAUUGCAAGCACAUUAUCGGCAAAAAUGGAUCCAACAUCAACCGGAUGAAGGACGAGUACGAGGUGCUGAUCAACAUCGACGAGAAGGACUUGAAACCGAUCCGUAUUGAGGGACCGGCCGUCGGUGUCGAGAGAGCAAAGCAGGAGCUGCUUGAUAAGAUUGCGAAACUGGAAAACGAAAAGGAAGAGUCGAUCGUUAUCGAUCAUCGUCUGUUCAAGACGAUCAUCGGUGCGAAAGGCGAAACGAUUCGAGAUAUCCGCGACAAGCAUAACCAAGUGCAGAUUGUCUUUCCGGGUCCGAACGACAAAUCAGACAUUGUGAAGAUUCGUGGUCCACGUGAGGAUGUGGAUAAAUGUCACAAGUAUCUGACCAAGUACGUGAAAGAGUUGCAGAAAAACUCGUUCGUGAUGGAAGUACCGAUCUUCAAGCAGUUCCACAAGUACAUUAUUGGCAAGGGUGGAGCCAACAUCAAGAAGAUCCGGGAUGAGACUCAAACCAAGAUUGAUCUUCCGGCUGAGGGUGACAAGAAUGAGAUGAUUGUAAUCACGGGCAAGAAGGAAAACGUGAAGGAAGCUCGCGAUCGUAUCCAGAAGAUUCAGGAAGAACUGGCAAACAUCAUCACGGAGGAGAUUCAGAUUCCUCCCAAGUACUACAACUCGCUGAUUGGAUCGGGUGGCAAGUUGAUUUCGUCUAUCAUGGAGGAGUGCGGUGGGGUUUCGAUCAAGUUCCCCAGCCCGGAAUCCAAGAGCGAUAUGGUGGCUAUCCGUGGGCCGAAGGAGGACGUCGAACGUGCCAAGCAACAGUUGGUCGAGCUAACCAACGAAAAGGAACUGUCGUCCUACACUGCCGAGGUACGUGCUAAGCCGCAACACCACAAGUUCCUGAUCGGUAAAAAUGGUGCUUCCAUCAAGAAGAUUCGGGACCUGACUGGAGCUAGGAUUAUUUUCCCAGGUAACAACGACGAGGACAAAGAGGUUAUUACCAUCAUCGGCAAGAUGGAAGGUGUCGAGGAAGCCAAGGCACAGUUGUUGGCGAUUAUUAAGAAUAUUGAUAACAUUGUUGAGGAUGAGAUCAGCGUGGAACCAAGACACCACAAGCACUUUGUGGCUCGUCGCGGUGAAGUGCUGCACCGAAUUUCAGAGGAAUGCGGUGGGGUGAUGAUUUCAUUUCCGCGUUCCGGUGUCGAUAGCGACCGAGUUACAUUGAAGGGUGCCAAGGACUGUAUCGAAGCGGCGAAGGCUAGAAUUCUGGAGAUAGUUGAAGAUCUGGUGCAGAUGGUUACGAUCGAGUGCAUUAUCGAUGCACGCCACCAUCGUAUCGUCAUGGGCAGGGCCGGUUCCAAGGUGCAAGCAGUAACCGCAGAGUUCGACGUUACAAUCAAGUUUCCGGAUCGCGAAGUGCCGGAAGCGUUUGUCGAAGAGCAACAGAACGGAGAUGUUAACGGCGGUGAACCAGUAAGAUCAUCGGACAUCAUCAGAAUCAGCGGUCGCAAGGACAAAUGUGAAAAGGCUAGAGAAGCUUUGCUGGCACUGAUCCCCGUGACUGAGGAAAUCAAUGUGCCGUUCGAUUUACAUCGUUCCCUGAUUGGACAGAAGGGACGUGACGUUAGAGAGCUGAUGAACACCUACGAUGUGCAUAUCGAACUGUCCCCACCGGAUCAGAGACUGGACGUCAUCAAGGUAACCGGUGCAAAGUCAUGCAUCGAAGAAGCGAAAAUUGCCAUUGCGAAGCGAAUCGAAGAGCUGGAAGCCGAUCGGAAAGAUCGCGAGCUGCGUUCGUACGAGGUUAAGGUCGAGAUUGAUCCGGAGUACCACCCGAAGAUUAUCGGCCGUCGUGGUGCGGUUGUCAACAAAAUUCGUGCCACGCACGGAGUACAGAUUUCAUUUCCUAAGCAAGAUGAUCCCAUCAAUAAUGUUAUCACGAUUCAAGGCUACGAGGCUAAUGCCCUGGCCGCGAGAGAUGAGAUCCUAGGCAUCGUCGGUCAGCUGAGCUCGAUGUGCCGCGAAGAAGUUGCUAUCGACGAACGUGUUCAUCGUCGCUUCAUUGGAUUCAAAGGACGUCGUGUGCGUGAAAUCAAGGAAACUUACAAGGUGGAACUGAACUUCCCCCGUCCGGAAGAUACGGACCAUUCACUGAUUGUCAUUAUCGGUAACAAUAGAGACGAUGUGGAAGCUUGUCGCGAUCAUUUGCUCAAUUUGGAGGAAGAAUUCCUGCAGGAUGUGGUUACGGCUGUUCCGACACAGCAGACUACCUUCACCCAGAUCCUGGAGGAUUCGAUGAGUAACAAUCGGGAGCGCCCGAAACAUGGUUUCGUCGUUUCCGGUGCUCCGUGGCAGCGCAAAACUCCAAACACUCAAUCACAGGAAGAUUUCCCCGAUUUUGGAUUGGGAGCAGCUCCAGCCGAACCGGCUCCGAAGGCUCCGAUUUCUUCCGCUUGGAAUGCACGCCACUAAUCAUGCCAGGGAUGGGGAGGCACACGCAAUUCACUACACAUAGAUUAGUUAUUUGUUUUUAGAUGACAGAGAGAAACAAACCAAGCGAGUAGAAGAGAGAUGAGAGAACAGUCUAUCGUAAACCCUUUUCCCAUCUUAGUAAUAGCAAAAAGACCGGUUUCGUAUCCCAAAUUGUGACCAUUGUGCGAGAAAAAAAGGGCAAACAUCAGUUCUAGUUCGAUUAGCAUUUUAUCUCUCUCGUUCUGACACUCUAAAGACACUGCAGAUAUAAUGUGUGUACGUAAUAAAAAAUCCUCAAGCAAAUUUAUAUCGUGCGGAACAUCUCUACGAAAAUAAGACAAUUAUUCUUUUUAUAAUGUUUUUUUUGGUUCAAUGUUUAUUUUUGUUUUGUCAUUAGAAGCAACCACAUUGCUGCGGGAAUACAAGAUUAGUGCAAGUUGUACAUAAAACAGAGAGAAAAAAAACAGACACCGGGAACUUUUGAUUCUAGAAACUAAAAGAACUCAAAGCCUACAAACAGGUGUUUAACCAUAAAUUUGCGGAAUACAGGUUUAGCUAGGUUUCUAUUGAUUAUUGUUGUCGUUUUGUUUCAUCCUCUAAAGUGAAAAUCGUUGAUAAUUUCCGAUUUCGGUAGCACAGAAGCUUCUCUUGACCAUGCAAUUUCCCAAUUCAGCUGACAAUGGUGCUAUCAGAAGUAGAUAAUAGAUUCAUCAUCUUAGACAGUGUUAACACUUUUUUAUGGCUGUGGCCGCGGUUCUUCUGCAAACAGUUGAAACAUGUUACAGAUUGAAAAAAAACAUUCUUGCUACUAGUCGCGACAUUGAAGAAAAUGAAAGCCAUUGCAUUGUUUUGAAGACGAUAAAAAAGACUAGAUUCAAACGAAUUGUAGGUGUCUGUUCAUCCAAGUUGUUUUGUGAACAAUCGGAAAUCUUGAUUCUAGCGCAGAGGAGGUUUAAAUUAAGUUCAACUUGUGUGGAGCAUUUCAUUUGUUUUCGACUUGUGCUGACCGAUGAUGAUGGUCUUUUAGAUUGCUUUAUUUUGCUCAGCAAACUAACGUUAACAUUUUUUUCUUCAAAUUUUAUAUGUUGCUAAAUAAAUGUAACGAAAAUUGAUGAUACCGACCAGACGAAAAACAAAAAAAUCGCUAUGUUAAAAUGGACUAUGCUUGGCACACUGUUCACACCAACACAACGCUAGCGGAAACUAUUGAAGUUUGGAUGGUGCAAGCGGAUCGGACACUGAAACCGUCCAUGGUUCGCUUCACCAGCCAAACCCUAAUUUGAUUCCUUUUUCACUGCUGCUGCUGUUAAAACAAUUGAUUGGUUUAUGAAAACAACAUCGUUCACUGAACCUAUUCAAUGGAGAAAAAAAUCUAUAAUUGACCCCCCAACGCUCAUCGUCUCAACGGAUAUUCGAAAGGAAUUGCGGAAAAUUGUGAAAAAACAAAAGUUUAAAACUUUAAAGACUUUUUUUUGUGUUUGUGUUCCAGUAGGAGACUAGUUACUCGAAGAUUGUCAAAACAGGAGAAAGAAGCCUAUUGAUUAAAAAAAAAGAGUGAAACUAAUAUAUUGAAAAAAAAAAGAAGAUACAAAAAAUCAUUAAAGUGUAAUAAUUACACUGUUGUAUGCAUCUACCUUAAAUAAAAAAAAAACAAAGCAAGCGAAAAGUUACACAACCAGAAGCGAACUGAGAAAAGAAGCAAUCUUUUUCGACGAGGUAAGAGUACCAAAAGCACACACAUACACACACUCACAUACAAGUUUGCUGCUCAAUCUGCGUUUAGCGCUCUCGGUCAACCGGGCGAGCACUGUCAGUCACUACUCACUAUAGUGUAUGUAAUCUUAUAACCAGAAAUCAGAUGUAAACAACAGACAAAUGCAAAAUAAAGUGGAACAAGUAAAAUAAAAUAAAGCAAAAAAAAACUGAUGGUUUAGGUUUGUUCUGUUUGUUUAAGUGUAAAAAAAAAGAGACAAGAAAAUAAAACUAAAAAGUAAUAAAACGAAGCAAAACCGAUACAAAAGUUCAAACGAGAAAACCAGAACUGUAGAACUCCUUGGUUGAUUUUGCAAUUUUUACAGUAACAAGCAAAACAAACUUUAUAUAUUUUUUGAUAAUGAAGUAUAGCGAAUGUAUGAAACUUUAAUAAUAGAAUUAUUUUUUUUGUCUAUUUUUUAAAUAAUAAUAUACAACUAGUUUGAAGUCCUACUGAAAGAAACUGGGUGAAUCAUGAGACCAUUGCGUGUGCGUAUCAGAUUAGUAGACAGACGAAACUCAACGUGGAGGAACAAUAAACGUUGUGGAACGAAUGUGAAAAAGUUGAAAAACAAAAGAAAACAAAAACAGUCUCCGAAGACGGUUUAAAUUAUACACUCAUCUACUAAUAAUAAUUAAUAUAAACGAUAUACUAACUGAGGCAAGAACAGCGAGCAACUUACCGUUUUUUUUUGUAGGAUUGGAAGAAGAGACAUGAGGAAUAUCCAAAUCCUGUAACAGAGCAGAAGUGCAUGAAUUAAAUAAGUGGAAAACUAUUAACCCUUUUGCUGUGUAACGUCGAAGAAGAGGAGAAAUAAACUUAUUACAUUUUCCGUAAUUGUUUAAAAA